UUGAUGAAGGCGGAAUCCCGAUUAUUAAUUUUGGGCUCCCCCGUACCCCUGAGGCGCGAAGCAAAGAAUCUCCAUUGCAAAGAACGAAGGUUGUCUCGUAGCGAAACAGCGAUAUUACGCAAAGGGUUGGAGUGAAAGGGUAUGGCGCAGCCGUCCUCCCCAGGAAAAUUGUCAGUUGACCUCAAAGACGCCAUUGACGAGUUGCUUAAGUUCACUAUUCAAUCGCAUAUUAAUGGGAACUCUGGAUUGGAUUUGGGCUUAUCGAUCGACUUCUGCUCUGCCCUUCUCGAUGAUGACGAUGGAACUUCCGCUGCUGUUUCUGGCACGGCCACCAGCAGAGGCAAUCGUCCCCCACAGCCUUUAUACAAGCUCCUUGCAUCAGCUUUAUAUGGAGAUAUCAUUUCGGGAGACUUUAGUGGGGUAUCUCGUGGAGAGGACUCUAAACGGAAUGGUGAAUGGAGUGCACAAAUCAUGGCCGCGGCCACUGAACUGGCAAAUAUUUUCUCGUCUAUAGAGUACGAUCUUCAUGUUCAGGAACCAUUCUUCACACAGUUAAGAGAUGGAUUGAAAACAGUUGAAGGACGGUGUGCUAGAGGCUUCUACAACCAAAUUCAACCCGGAGCAUUGAUCCUGUUUAAUAAGUGCUUGGUGGUUCGAGUUCAGGGUGUACAGCGAUAUACUUCUUUCUCGGAGAUGCUUGAAGCAGAGGGCCUUGACAAAGUCCUUCCUGGUCUAGAAAGCAUUGAUGAAGGUGCUAAAGUUUAUCGAAGGUUUUAUACAGAAGAUGAGGAAAGGUCCAAUGGUGUGAUUGGUGUUCGCAUUUCAAGAACAGCCAUUCAACCAUGCAAUUACUUGGCUGAAAUUAUCUCCCCCAAUGAGUCGGGCAGCUAA
Linum tenue is the source of this 891-nucleotide messenger RNA. Lineage: Eukaryota; Viridiplantae; Streptophyta; Magnoliopsida; Malpighiales; Linaceae. The record is from the annotation of a GenBank genome assembly.